UCCGCGGCGGCGUCGGUUUGCAGGGGAAAGCUACACCAAGGAGGGACGUCCAGGCAGAGAUCCCAGCCCAGUGACAGUCACCCUUAAAUGAGGUCUAAGAGAGCUGCAGCCAGGCUGCACCCCUUCCAACUGCACAGCUGCAUUGCUCCCACCUGUGCUCCCAGAGCUGACCGGGUCCUUUCCCAGAAAUGUGCUGAAAGCAGACACUACAAGAAGAUACUGUAAGAGAAGGAUCCAAGGAUAAUGACGAGCACAGCAGAGAAUAAUUCAGUGAAAGUGCCGAAAUUUUGUGCCACUGCCUCUUUCAGUUGAGAAAGAUUGGCACUCAUAUCCGCACAGCCUGCAUGCGAUGAAUCCAGGGCUUGGUUUACAGUCACUGAAAUAAACAGAAUAGCACCUGCAGCUUAGUCAUGAAUGUGAACAUCUUGAAGUAGCAAAGGAAACAAAUGAAAUCAUGGAGAAGUUGUGCCUUUUCUGAAAUGCCUUGGGUGUUCUACCAAUACUCAUUUUUAAAACUGAGCAACAUUGCGGCUAUUGAAGAAGCCUGAACGUGUUAAAGAUCAUGGACGAAGUUAUUGAGGUUUAACACAAUGGAUCACGUGGGGACAGCGGAUGCUGAGGACGACCCUGGAUCCCUGCCACGUCUCGCCCCCAGCCCUCACAGCGAAGCAGUGGCACACGAGUUUAAGGAGCUGUCCCUGCAGCCCAGCCAGUGCUUGCCUCCUCUCAAUGAGCGCAAGAAUGUACUUCAGCUGAGGCUACAACAAAGACGGACACGUGAACAGCUGGUGGACCAGGGCAUCAUGCCACCUUUGAAAAGUCCCGCUGCAUUCCACGAGCAGAUAAAGAGCCUGGAGCGAGCCAGGACUGAAAAUUUUUUGAAGCACAAGAUUCGCAGCAGACCGGACCGGUCUGAGCUGGUCAGAAUGCACAUCCUUGAAGAGACCUUUGCAGAGCCUUCGUUGCAAGCCACUCAGAUGAAACUGAAGAGAGCACGCUUGGCAGAUGAUCUGAAUGAGAAGAUUGCGCAGAGGCCUGGCCCUAUGGAGCUGGUAGAAAAAAAUAUUCUGCCUGUAGAUUCCAGUGUUAAAGAGGCAAUUAUAGCAGUUGGACAACAGAAUUACCCUCAAGCUUUGGAUGACUAUUCAUUUGAUGAAGACAGCAGUGAUGCUUUAUCACCAGAUCAGCCAGCCAGCCAAGAAUCCCAAGGUUCAGCUGCUUCCCCUGGUGAACCAAAAACAAGUGACUCACCAUCACCAAUAACACCAAAUGCUACUACUUCAACACAGUAUCCACCUUUAACCUCUCCAGUUCCUGAAUUCCUUAAAACUCCUCCCACAAUCGAACACGUUACACGUUCUACUGCUACAGCCACCAUGACCACAAGUACUGUGACUGCAGCAAAGCCUGGGCCAACAUUAGUAAAGCAAAGCCACCCAAAGAACCCAAAUGAUAAGCAUCGGAGUAAGAAAUGUAAGGAACCUAAACCAAGGGUGAAAAAAUUGAAGUAUCAUCAAUAUAUUCCACCUGAUCAGAAAGGUGAGAAGAACGAGCCACAGAUGGACUCAAACUAUGCUCGUCUGCUACAACAGCAGCAACUGUUUUUGCAGCUGCAGAUCCUGAGCCAACAGCAACAACACUACAACUACCAGACAAUUCUGCCUGCACCACUGAAGCCACUGAGUGACAAACAGAAUAACAGUGGGAACACACCACUAAGUGCUUUGAACAACAACACACCAACAUCAGCUGCAAACGCAACAAGACAGAACAGUAAUGUUCCUAGCCGGAAACCAGGACCUCUGCCUUCAAGUUUGGAUGACUUGAAGGUAGCAGAGCUUAAAAUGGAGUUGAAGUUGAGAGGAUUACCUGUGUCUGGAACAAAAACAGAUCUUAUUGAGCGUCUGAAACCCUACCAAGAUCUCAAUAACAACGGAGUCACUACUUGCAGCUCUGCUACAGUCACUACUUCUACUGGAGCCACAGGUAACACAGGGGAAAUGGCUGUGGCAUUUCCUGUUGCAACACUAAAUAAAACGGUGGCUAAUACCAUAUCCAGCUUUCCUCUGGAAAAAACAGCUACUGGACCUGGCUGCAAAGCAAUAAAUACUGAGAACGUUAGCUCUCCCUUGCCUGUAUCUCCCUCCCCUUCAGAACAAUCUAAUCUAAGCACAGAUGAUACUGGUAUGGCAGACACUUUCACAGAAAUGAUGACCAUGGUGUCACCAUCUCAGUUCUUAAGUACUUCGCCACUAAGAACAAAUACAAGUGAUGAUAAUCAGAAUCGGAGCAGUGGAAAAAUCUCAAGCAUGGAAUUUGAUGUAGCAGAAAAGGACCGCAAGCUUCAAGAAAAAGAAAAACAGAUUGAAGAGCUCAAAAGGAAACUGGAACAAGAGCAGAAACUUGUGGAAGUACUGAAAAUGCAACUUGAGGUUGAAAAAAGGGGACAGCAGCAACAGUCUCAGACUUCUGGUAACUCAGCUGCUUUGGAACAGAAGCAAUUCAGUGCUGCUGUCAAAGAUGAAAAUGCUCUUACUGACUGCUCAAGCACAAGUCAAUCUGUAUCUGUAGCUAGUCAUCCUUUAGGACAACCAGUAUACACCACUGGACAGAAUCCAGUUGCCCAAAAGGCAGUUAUCAUCAAACAGGAGAUACCUGUGGCCAAAGCUGACCCUCAGAGUGCGAUUUCUCAAUUUUAUGUUAAUCCACAGAGGCAACCACAAACUGCAGUUGUUGCCCAACCUCAAGCUUUACUGACGACACAAGGAACACAGCUGCUCCUUCCACUAUCUAUCCAGGGACCGAAUUCUGCCACUUCGGUGCAGCUACCAGUUGGAAAUAUAAAGUUACAGGCUCAAUCACAAGCUGGAAUACAGACCCCAUCACAAAUACCUGCUCCUAUUCCUUCCUCUGGCCCGGUCCAGACAGCAGCUAAGACGCAUACUCCACAAUCAAAACAAAACACCAUCACGCAGCACGCACUUGGUCAGACCCAACAAAUCAGAAAGGUUUUUCCACCUACCACAUCAACUACAGUGUUUUCCUAUCAGACUGCACCAGUUACAACACCUUCACAAUCUUUUAUUAACAAAACAUCAAACUCUAACAUUCGCAGUGGUAAUAAUCAGACUCCCUCUGUGCAGAAUGGACCUGUUCCUCCUAAUAAGCCUGGCUCCCCAUCUCAAGCCCAGUCUUAUAUUGUUCAGCAGUCGCUCUUCAACAGCACAGCAUCCAAGACAAAAGACCCCCCCCGUUAUGAAGAGGCCAUAAAACAGACCCGCAAUAUUCAGACAUCUCACCGUGAGAUUUCCAGCGCACACAGCCAGCAGAUGGAUGAUCUUUUUGAUAUUCUCAUCAAAAGUGGAGAGAUUUCCCUUCCAAUAAAGGAAGAACCAUCUCCCAUUUCUAAAAUGAGACCAGUAACAGCCAACAUCACUACAAUGCCAGUAAAUACAGUGAUAUCCCGCCCACCACCACAGAUCCAAAUGGCCCCUCCUCCUGUGUCCUUGGAACCAACAACCAGCUUGUCUAUAAGUCUGGAAAACCAACUUGAAGCCCUCCUGGAUGGAACUUUACCUUCAGGUAAUGAAAUUCCUCAAUUGACAAGCAGUAACGAGGACAGAGAGUCGUUUUCUUUAAUUGAAGACCUCCAGAAUGAUCUGCUUAAUCACUCCAGCAUUUUAGAUCACUCCCAUUCACCCAUGGAAACGUCUGACCCCCAGUUUACCACUAAUAGUUCUUGUCUAUCUCUUGACCUUCCUGACACAAAUUUAGACAAUAUGGAAUGGCUGGACAUCACAAUGCCCAGCUCCUCAUCUGGACUCACUCCUCUCAACUCUGCUGCCCCCAGCGUGUUCUCCACUGACUUCCUAGAUACACAGGACCUACAGUUGCACUGGGAUUAAGCUGUAGCCAAUAAGAAAAUGACCUGGAAAUCUCUUUUUACUGUAGAGAUCCUAUUACACUAUUCUGAUUGCAGUUAAAAUAAAUUACAAUAGAAAUGUC
Molecule: messenger RNA, 4005 nt
Organism: Lagopus leucura (white-tailed ptarmigan)
Lineage: Eukaryota; Metazoa; Chordata; Aves; Galliformes; Phasianidae
Gene: MRTFB
Product: myocardin related transcription factor B
Exons: 20
Coding region: 591-3905 (1104 amino acids)
Biological process (GO): smooth muscle cell differentiation
Source: RefSeq, a predicted model, not a curated record